CACCGAGACAUCGAGAUCCUCAGCCAGACCUUCGCGCGGGUGAUGGACGGCAAGGACAGCGUCAUCAAGUCCCUGGUCACAGAGCUGGAGGAGGCGGAGGAGCAGCACGCCCGGGCCCUGAGCAGCCACCUGCACAACAUCGACCGGAGGACCAUCCUCGAGCAGCACGAGCGGGAAAGCCGCUACCUGCGAGACCUGGCGCUGGCUGCCGAGCAGAAGUAUGCCGAGAACGACCACGAGGCCACGCUCCACUUCCAGAGCACCUGGGAUGACAUCAGGAGCAAGAGCCUGCAGGAGAAGCAGUACAGCCGCCUGCAGCUGGGUGGGAAGGCAGAGGAGCUCUGGGAGCAGUUCCAGUGGGCCGUGCAGGGCUACACAGAGGCCACCGAGCACCAGAAAAUGGCUUUUGAGGCGCUGAAGCAGAAGGACGAGAAGAGCUCCAGAGAGAUAGAGAUGCAGGCGAAGAAGCUGCAAAAGCUCCAGGACUCGGUCGCAGCCACCAAGGGCCGGAUCGCGGCUCACCUCCAGGAGAGCAAGGAGCGGAACCGGCGCACGUGGGAGGAGAAGGAAAGGGUCCUCAGGCAGCUCCAGGAGCUCAAGAGUGAGAUGAACCAGGCCAGGGCUAAGGCCCACAGCAGUCUGGCCAGGCUCAGCCUGCAGAGCGGCGCUGCCCUGAAGGCGCUGGCACGGGUGGUGGAG
This is a messenger RNA of Eurypyga helias (sunbittern), 699 nucleotides long. RefSeq names its product coiled-coil domain containing 65 (gene CCDC65). Gene Ontology annotation, cellular component: axoneme; axonemal dynein complex. NCBI's taxonomy places the organism in Eukaryota, Metazoa, Chordata, Aves, Eurypygiformes, Eurypygidae. Gene Ontology annotation, biological process: axonemal dynein complex assembly; cilium-dependent cell motility; regulation of cilium movement. The annotation marks the transcript as partial. The transcript has 5 exons. The record is from RefSeq and is a predicted model, not a curated record.